UGCGCAGUCCCCUAGACGAGCGGCCAUAAUUAGGUUAAUGAGUCGUAUAAAAUGAUGAACUACAAUUAAUUUCUGUUAGAUUCUAGCUGAGUGGUGUCUAGUCAUUCACAGUUGGAGUUACAUUUUUGGAUUCCAAGAAAUACAUGAGUAAUUCUUUUUAUUCAAGUGGUUAACGAAAUAAAUUACUUUUUUUUACAAGAGUAAAGGAAAACAGUCAGAAAAUUUAUCUGGAACAGUCCAGAACUUAUUUUAUCCCAAGUGGCAAUACAGCCGAUAGUUUUUGGCGUUGCUUCACAAUGGCGGACCUAAACAUCACAAGCGACAUCGCAUCCAGUAUCCUCACCAACACAACCCAAAUCCUAACCAUCACCGGCGAGGACGGGGAUUGGACGGUGGCGACCAGGUUCCAUUACGUCAUGAGCGCCAUCAUCGGACCCAUCUUGUGCAUCCUGGGAUUGGUGGGCAACAUCCUGUCCAUCAUAGUCUGGUGCCGGCCUGGGAUGGUCAGCUCCACGGCAAGAUAUCUGACAGGAAUGGCUGGAGCCGACAUCGGCGUGCUGGUCAUGUUCCUCCUGUGUGACUCACUGCAGGCCUGGUACCCUGACGUCAUCUACAGCCCCAGCUACGGCGUCUUCUUCAGCUACAUCGGGUACCCCAUGCUGUUCUUCACAGUGGUUCUCAGCGUGUGGAUCAUAGUGGGGGUCACGGUGGAUCGGUACAUCAUGGUCUGCUGGAUUACGAGUGCUAAGAAAUAUUGCAACGAGAGACGAGCCAAUUUGGGCCUGUUCCUCAUCACCAUCAACUCUUUCAUCGUCAACGCGCCACAUUUCGGCUACUUCAAGCACGUCGACAACAGCCAGGAGGACAACAGCACCGACACCAAACCUAGGCCAUCCUUCGAGAAGACCCGCUUCGGUGCCGGGGAGGGAGGAGACUUCUACGAGUUCUGGAUCCACUGCAUCAUUUUGAUCCUCAUCCCCUGGUUCUCCGUUCUGUUCAUGAACAUCAAGAUCAUCAUGAAAAUCACCGAGUCCAACAGACGGAUGUCAGGGAAGAAGACGCGGGAAUCCAUGAAGAAGUGCAAGCAGUCGGAGAACCAGAUCACCAGACUUCUGCUGACCGUGACCUUCGCCUUCCUCAUCUUCAUCGGCAUGCAGUGCAUCAUCCAGUGUUUUCAGAUGCAGCAGCCGGAGUGGGCUGACAAAGCGAAACUGUCGUCUGCAUUUGCCUUUGCAAAAGUCGGAAUCGUCUUCAACUCGGCCUUGAACUUCCUCUUCUAUUGCUUCUCGGGGAGACGCUUCCGGAUGGAGCUGCUGAAACUGCUGGGUCUCGUGGAUAAGGACGCCCAGCUAUCCAGUCUUGUGGAUCACACCUCGUCAUCCAUGAGCUCGGCAAGAUCCACAUCCAGCACCGGCAUCUGAUGAGUUGACGGACAGCACCGGCAUCUGAUGAGUUGACGGACAGCACCGGCAUCUGAUGAGUUGACGGACAGCACCGGCAUCUGAUGAGUUGACGGACAGCACCGGCAUCUGAUGAGUUGACGGACAGCACCGGCAUCUGAUGAGUUGACGGACAGCACCGGCAUCUGAUGAGUUGACGGACAGCACCGGCAUCUGAUGAGUUGACGGACAGCACCGGCAUCUGAUGAGUUGACGGACAGCACCGGCAUCUGAUGAGUUGACGGACAGCACCGGCAUCUGAUGAGUUGACGGACAGCAUCUGAUGACCUGACGGACAGCACCGGCAUCUGAUGACCUGACGGACAGCAUCUGAUGAACUGACGGACAGCAUCUGAUGACCUGACGGACAGCACCGGCAUCUGAUGACCUGACGGACAGCAUCGAUACCGAUGACGUCACGUGUUCAGAUGUUGAUAUGAAUAUGACCCCAGCGAUAAGAAUGACGUCACAUGUUUACGAGUUGAUAACACCAGGGAAUGGAGCAGAAUUUUCCUACAAAAUCGCGAAAAUUACAUAUAGUUAAAUAAUGGUUAGAUUUUUUAAGAAAAUCUACCAGCCCUGCCCCGAACGAAAUGGAAAUUAAUUAGAAAAUAUAUACUUUUAUCAGUGUC
This is a messenger RNA of Physella acuta, 2071 nucleotides long. Its product is annotated as putative G-protein coupled receptor 139. NCBI's taxonomy places the organism in Eukaryota, Metazoa, Mollusca, Gastropoda, Physidae. Gene Ontology annotation, biological process: G protein-coupled receptor signaling pathway. Gene Ontology annotation, cellular component: membrane. The record is from RefSeq and is a predicted model, not a curated record. Gene Ontology annotation, molecular function: G protein-coupled receptor activity.